Messenger RNA from Sander lucioperca (pikeperch), 6090 nucleotides. It is a transcript of the gene col18a1a, whose product is annotated as collagen type XVIII alpha 1 chain a. Gene Ontology annotation, cellular component: cytoplasm. The coding region runs from base 158 to 5263 and encodes 1701 amino acids. Gene Ontology annotation, biological process: skeletal system development. Lineage: Eukaryota; Metazoa; Chordata; Actinopteri; Perciformes; Percidae. The transcript is spliced from 42 exons. The record is from RefSeq and is a predicted model, not a curated record. Gene Ontology annotation, molecular function: protein binding.
UGGAUCUGGGCUUGAGUCUGAAUUGGCUUCAAGCUCUGGGUUAGGUAUUUGGUCUGGCUCUGGAAUCACAUCUGAAUCUGAAUUUGCAACAGGAUCUGAAACUAGCUGGGGAUCUGGCUUUGAAACACAGGGGUUUUCUGAGGAAAAUCAACUAGUAAUGACCACUGAUCAUAGGGGGUUAGAUAGUGGAGGCAGUGUAGCUUCCCAUACAAAUGAGCUGAAAUUGAACUUUCAAAAGAGUAACAGAACAGAUGAGGGCCAUAAUCUUGGUAGCACAAAAUCAGUGGAAAAUUUUGAUUUAUCUGGCGACACCCCCAAUAACACAAGAGGAAAUAGAAAACUUAACAGUAGCUCUAAUUGGAAUGCUAAUGACUUAAAUUUGACAAAGUAUUCUCAUGAAAACUCUACCCCAGAAGAUUUACUAACCCCAAGUCUAGGCAACAACUUGGUAGAGACUACCCAGGUACCUAAGGACAACCAACUAGUGGAUGCUUCUCAGUUAUCAGCUGGUGAAUUAACAGCUAACCAGGAAGCUUUACUUAACCAAGUGUCACAGACUACACAAGUUUCAUUUGUUAGCCAGGCACCUUCUACAACCCAAACACCCAGAACUAAUAGCCAAAAAACGUUAAUUACCCAAGCACAAACAGCUAGCAUGAGACCAGACACUACCUUAAAACCCAUUGCUGUCCAACCUCAAGUACCCACUCAAGCAUCGGUGACCAGCCAAAUUGAUCACAUCUUAGAUGCUACUCAGACAUCAGUAAGUGAGCCUAGCCAAGCAACCUUAAUUAGCCCGACAUCUGUAGGUAGGCUGGCACCAGCUGAGAGCCACACAGAAGUAGCUAAAUCAGCUCUUAUCGCAGAAUCCCCUCAAUGCUUGUUGCUAGAUACUGCUCUCCCUUUCUGCUCCUCCAUGGUUGGGGAAAGGUUUGUUGUGCCCAAUUACCUCAACCAAACCACUGUGGAGGAAGUCCAGGUACUCCUAAAUGAAUGGGCAUGGCUGUUGAAGUCACCUUGCCACCAUAGUUUGGAGUGGUUUUUCUGCCUUCUCUUGGUACCAAAGUGUGGCUCUCUGGUGACGCUGCCGGUGUUGCCUUGCCGGAGUUUCUGCGAAGUCUUGCGGGACAGUUGCUGGACACUCCUGGAUGAGGGACGCCUCCCUUUGGAGUGCCACACUCUACCAGACGAGGAGGAUGAUGGGUAUACGUGCUUGUCAGUUAGUAACCAGAAAGAACACAGUGGAGUCUCCCUGCUACAGCUGAUUGGGGAUCCUCCUCCUAAUACGAUCAGCCAGGUUUUCGGGCCCGACAACAGCCCUGGCUAUGUCUUUGGCCCCGAUGCCAACACAGGCCAGCUGGCCCGCGCCCACCUGCCCAGCCCCUUCUACCGAGAUUUUUCCCUCAUCUUCAAUCUGAAACCCACAUCUGACAGGGGCGGCGUCAUCUUCUCCGUCACAGACUCCGCACAGCAGAUCAUGUACGUGGGCGUUAAGCUGUCGGCCGUGAAGGGCAGCAACCAGAACGUCAUCCUGUACUACACGGAGCCCGACUCCCAGCAGUCGUACGAGGCGGCCAGCUUCCGUGUGCCCUCCAUGAGGGAUACCUGGACCCGUUUUGCCAUUGCUGUGAGGGACGACAAGGUGAUGUUCUACCUCAACUGUGACACAGACCCUCAGGUGAUGCGCCUCGAGAGGUCCCCGGACGAGAUGGAGCUGGAGGCCGGCGCUGGGGUCUUUGUCGGCCAAGCUGGAGGAGCCGAUCCUGAGAAGUUUCUGGGGGUGAUGGGUGAGCUGAGGGUGGUGGGAGACCCCCGUGCUGCUGAGAGGCACUGUGAGGAGGAUGAAGAUGACUCGGAUGUGGCCUCAGGUGAAGGAAGUGGCUAUGAGGAAACCAGACCCCCAAAACCAGCCGUGGAGAAGCAUAGAUGGACGACGACUACUCCGUCUUCCCGGCCCAUUCAGCAGCCACCACUGACCAGGGUAGACGUGGUGUCAAUAGCAAGAGAAACAGCAAGCGACUCCCAGCACAUUUCUGUGGAGUCCGGGCCCGGACUUCCUGGGUCACCAGGGCCAGUGGGGGCUAAAGGAGAAAAGGGUGACCGAGGGGAUACAGGAGCGAAAGGAGACAGGGGUCCAAUAGGGCCGAAGGGAGAUGUUGGCUCGGGCUCGGGCUCCGGCUCACGGGGUGGAGCCCGUGGAGACAAGGGAGAACCAGGGGAAAAGGGAUCAAAGGGCAGUGCAGGCUUUGGCUACCAAGGAAAGAAGGGAGAGCCCGGCCUCUCUGGGCCACCCGGCCCCCCCGGCCCUCCAGGGCCCGCAACCGAGUUUUCAGUCGGCGCUGACGGCUCGGUCGCUUCCAGAGUCCCGGGACCCCGAGGACCAGCUGGACCGCAAGGUGCCGCGGGCCCCCAGGGACCAGCAGGAGCUGAUGGAGAGCCAGGCGAUCCAGGGGAGGAUGGAAAACCCGGUCCUGAUGGACCUCCUGGCUUCCCUGGAACCCCGGGGGACCCUGGAGCUAAAGGAGAUAAGGGAGAGCGUGGAGAGGGUCAACCGGGCCCCAGGGGCCCCCCAGGACCUCCGGGACCCCCAGGACCAGGACUCAGAUCUACUUUUGUGGACAUGGAAGGCUCAGCGUUUCCUGAUCUGGAAUCUGUUCGGGGACUGCCUGGUCUACCAGGUCCCCCUGGUCCCCCCGGUCCUCCCGGUCCCUCUACGGUAGGAGCAGGCACGGCAUCCAGUUCUGGGGCAUUUGGACCACCAGGGAAGGACGGAGCGCCCGGUCAACCUGGCUUGCCUGGUUUGCCGGGUACUGAUGGCCUCCCGGGAGUGUCUGGUCCAAAGGGAGAAAAGGGUGAUUCAGGCGAGCUGGGUCUUCCAGGAGCAGUUGGAGAUAAGGGAUCUAAAGGAGAUCCCGGUUUACCGGGAACUGCAGGAGAGCCCGGACUGGCUGGUCUGCCUGGACCUCUCGGACCGGUUGGGCCACCUGGGCCUCCCGGGCCUCCUGGACCAAGCUAUCGGGUUGGAUUUGAUGACAUGGAGGGCUCUGGUGGAGGUUUCAGCAAUGGACUGCCUGGCGUCAGAGGACCUGAAGGAAGACCGGGUUCUCCUGGCUUGCCUGGACUUCCGGGUAAAGCUGGGUUGCCUGGUAUCCCAGGUCAGAAGGGCAGCGAAGGUUCUGUAGGAAAAGAUGGCCGACCAGGGCUGGAUGGCUUCCCCGGACCUCAGGGACCAAAGGGUGGCAGUGGCAUCAAAGGAGAGAGGGGCGACCCAGGUCGGGAUGGAACUGGAAUCCCAGGUCCACCCGGCCCACCUGGACCACCUGGACAAAUCGUCUACCAGACAUCUGGCAAUGUUGAUGGGGUUGUUGGCAAUGCUGGGCCUCAGGGAGGACCUGGUUUACCUGGUCAAGCUGGAUUCCCUGGUCCUAUUGGACCAAAGGGUGACCGAGGAGACGCCGGCCCCCCAGGCUACGGAGCGAAGGGUGAGAAAGGUGAACCAGGCUUAAUAAUUGGACCGGAUGGAAAUCUUCUCCACCUGGAAGGGCUGACGGGUCCGAAGGGAGACAGAGGAUCUCCAGGACUUGUUGGCCCCACUGGACCGUAUGGGCCUCCUGGAAUAAAGGGUGAAAUUGGAAUGCCCGGAAGACCUGGUCGCCCCGGUGUUAAUGGGUACAAGGGUGAGAAAGGAGAGACGGGAGUUGGAUCUGGCUACGGCUACCCAGGAGUCCCUGGCCAACCGGGACCACCGGGACCACCUGGACCCCCCGGGCCAGCCAUUCCCUUAGAUCGCUUCAACCGCUACGAUGAAAUUUCAAGGAACUACCCAGCGACUAAAGGGGAAAAAGGAGAGCAGGGUGACCGAGGACUUCCAGGAGCCUCCAAUUUUGAUAUUUACACAUUCAAGAAUGAACUGAAGGGGGAGCGUGGAGACUCAGGUGUGAAGGGAGAAAAGGGAGAGCCUGGUGGUGGAUAUUAUGACCCACGUUUUGGAGGAGUACAAGGCCCACCAGGUCCUCCUGGCAAACCAGGCCUACAUGGCCCAAAGGGAGAAUCCAUAAUGGGCCCUCCUGGACCCCAGGGGCCACCAGGGUCACCAGGGAUUGGUUACGAUGGGCGUCCAGGUCCUCCCGGACCACCUGGACCUCCAGGAUCUCCCUCACUUUCCGGGGAAUAUAGGCCCAAUCACUCCGUCAGCAUUCCCGGACCUCCCGGUCCUCCUGGUGCACCUGGCAUACCCGGUCACUCCUCUGGGGUUACUGUUUUGAGGUCCUACGAAACGAUGGUAGCUACAGCCAGACGGCAGGGGGAGGGCAGCCUCAUCUACAUCAUAGACAAAGCUGACCUGUAUUUGAGAGUACGCGAUGGACUGCGCCAAGUCAUGCUUGGAGAGUACAGUCCAUUCUUCAGAGAUCUGGAGAACGAGGUGGCAGAGGUGCAGCCUCCCCCUGUGAUCCUGCACCCCCAGUCCCAGGACCAGUCACAGAACAAUGGAGCCGGCCAUUACUCCCAGGGCGGUCACGCCAUACGACCCAUCGAGCCUCCGCCGCAGCCACCCGUAGACCCCAGGUACCCCCCGCAGUACGAUCCCAGAUUCCCGGACCCCAGACACACGGGUCAGACGGACGGAAGACCGGCCACCCAACAGGCCGAGAACAGAUAUCCCAUAACUCCACAGCGACGACCCAGCACACCUGUACCGCAGCCUGCUGGCCACUCGGACCCAUCGGCAUCAGGACUACAUCUCAUUGCCUUGAACGCCCCUCAAACUGGCAACAUGCGAGGAAUUCGCGGGGCAGACUUCCUGUGCUUCCAGCAGGCCCGCGCCAUAGGCCUGAAGGGAACCUUCAGAGCUUUCCUGUCCUCCAAGCUUCAAGACCUCUACACCAUCGUCCGCAGGUCGGACAGGGACAGCGUCCCCAUCGUCAACCUCAAGGACCAAGUGUUGUUCAGCAGUUGGGAGUCUCUCUUCGGCGACGACGCUAACAAAAUGAGGGGGAACGUGCCAAUCUACUCCUUCGACGGUAGAGACACCCUCAGGGACAGCGCAUGGCCAGAGAAAAUGGUGUGGCACGGCUCGAGCAACAAAGGUCACCGGCAAAUGGACCACUACUGUGAAACAUGGCGGGCAGGCGACCCCGCCGUAACCGGUCUGGCAUCAUCGCUACAGAGCAGGCACCUCCUGCAGCAAACGUCCAGCAGCUGCUCGGGCUCCCACAUCGUCCUGUGCAUCGAGAACGCCUUCACUACACACUCCAAAAAAUAACUUUUUGGCGUUCCGGGCCCCACAUUUUAACUCCCCCGAAAAAACACGCGGCGUCUGACGAACGGGACCCGCGGCUCUGCGCCCGGCAGAGACAUUGUCCGCCCCUCCGCAAACGCCAAAGAGACGAGGCGAACAGAGGGGCGUCGGUCCUUUUUUCUCGGGGGCAUCGGCACAUAUUUUCUCCAAGGGGCGGAACGAGAGCGGAGAAGCUAAACGCAUUCUCAAAUUGUAUCCAUUUGUAUAUUACACGUUUUUGUUGUUGUUGACGUCAUCAAUGUUUUACCUUUUGAACCGUUUAUCAAAAAAUGCUAUAUCCAUCCUUUUUUUGUAUCGUAGGUACCGAUAAUUUCCACAUUUAUUUCAUUUUAGGGUUACGAUGGGGAACGGCAAACGUUUAAAGACUAUUUUAAAGAAGACGAUUGAUAUUUAUUUGUAAAUGAAGUUAAAUGCCCUCAUUUAUAUCGUACGCAGCACAAAACAUUUGACUUUUCUUUCAAGAGUUUCUAAGGCCUGUUACGAAAAGGUCAAUUAGGGAACCGCUCCAUUUGUAUGCAUGAUUCUACAAAUAUGUUAACGCUACCGUAGAGGACGAGAUUCCUCAGAGCUGAAAUAGAGCCUUUAGAAUGUGAAAUGGUGAUUUUCCCCUCAUGCCGCUUUAUAAAAAGCUACGGGCGAGCGAGGAGAGGGCAGUUUUUGCAGUAGCCCCGUUUGAAUUCCAGAGACUGACCUGGCCUCGGCGCUGCCGACGUCCUGCGGAUAUCCAUUUUUAUAACAAAUUGUGCUGUACCAUUUGUCCCGGGCACUGAAUAAAAGUGUUUUUCAACUAA